UGGGAAGAAGUGUCUGGAGGCGACGCUACCGGUUGCAACAAACAGCUGCAGUCCGGCCUGAAAACUGAAGUGACCGUAUGGGUGGGCGCAAACAUCCGGGAACGUCAUUGAAUUUCUUCACAAACCGAACAGGAGGUGAACUGAACUGGUGAAAAUGGUGCGGCUGCUUGUGAAACGUGGAGAUGAGAGCCAGUUUCUUUUCGACACCACAGUGGACAUGGCAGUGGAGAUUGUGAUCCCACAAAUUACAGCCAUUUACAACGGGAGGCUGAAAGUGGACAGAAUAUGCUCAGAAAUCCAAGAGCUUGCAGACCAUGGCAUCACUGUGCCACCCAACAUGCAGGGGCUGACAGAGGAGCAGAUUGUGGAACUAAAAUUGAAGGAUAAUUGGGAGGACAAAUGCAUUCCCAGUGGAGGGCCAGUAUUUAGAAAGGAUGAGAUUGGGAGGAGAAAUGGACACGCUCCUAAUGAUAAAAUGAAAGAGGUGUUAAUGAGAACUGUGGAGGAGGCAAAGGCCCUUAUCUCAAAAAAACAAGUUCAAGCUAAUGUUUGUGUUACCAUGGAGAUGGUAAAGGAAGCACUGGAUCAGUUAAGGGGUGCAGUCAUGAUUGUGUACCCCAUGGGACUCCCCCCUCAUGACCCCAUAAGGAUGGAGUUUGAGGAUCAGGAAGACCUUUCAGGGACACAGGCAUCUCUGCAGGUGAUCACUGAGGACGAGUGCCAGCUAUGGUGGGCUGCCAAAGAGAUGCACAGAGGGAAAAAGCUGCAGGACUACAUUGGCAGAAAUGAAAAGACAAAGCUUGUGGUUAAAAUCCAAAAGAAAGGACAGGGGGCGCCAGCUAGAGAGCCUCUUGUCACUGAUGAGCAGCAGAAGCAGAUGAUGCUGCAUUACUACAGAAGGCAGGAAGAACUAAAGAAACUGGAGGAGGCAGAGGAUGAUAGCUACCUGGACUCAGAGUGGUCAGACAGACAGGCCCUCAAACGACAGUUUCAAGGCCUCACUAAUAUCAAAUGGGGUCCAAGAUGAAGCUCACAAAUGCUCUUAAUAACUGCCUCAGAGAUGCUUCUGUGACCUUUUUUAACUCCUCUGUACGCAGCUGGGCAAGAUGCCUUAUCUACUAUAAAUUGUGAAAUCUGUUUCCUCUUGAUGUUACUUGAGGUUUUAUAAAGAAUGUUUUUAUUCAGCUGAUGUGUUACUGUGGCUCAACUCUGCCAAUGUUUGAAGACCACAAGUUAAAUAAAGUAUGAGUCAUGAUUAACCCGUAUUAUCUUGAUAUAAAUGUGUAUAAUUUAAAAUAAACAUUUCUACUGUGUUAAAAAAAGAA
This is a messenger RNA of Melanotaenia boesemani (Boeseman's rainbowfish), 1325 nucleotides long. It is a transcript of the gene cfap298, whose product is annotated as cilia and flagella associated protein 298. Gene Ontology annotation, biological process: regulation of cilium movement. The coding region runs from base 155 to 1027 and encodes 290 amino acids. NCBI's taxonomy places the organism in Eukaryota, Metazoa, Chordata, Actinopteri, Atheriniformes, Melanotaeniidae. The transcript has 8 exons. The record is from RefSeq and is a predicted model, not a curated record.